Messenger RNA from Myxocyprinus asiaticus (Chinese sucker), 2213 nucleotides. RefSeq names its product NADH dehydrogenase [ubiquinone] 1 alpha subcomplex subunit 4-like 2. The coding region runs from base 46 to 291 and encodes 81 amino acids. The transcript is spliced from 4 exons. Lineage: Eukaryota; Metazoa; Chordata; Actinopteri; Cypriniformes; Catostomidae. The record is from RefSeq and is a predicted model, not a curated record.
ACACACACACACAUACACACACUUUCUGCUAAUUCUCCAUUGAAGAUGCUCCGCACAGUGCGAGAUCAGGUUAGGAAACAUCCCGGACUCAUCCCACAGUUUUUCUUCAUCUGUCUGGGAAUGGGUGGAGCGUUCCUGUAUUUGUUUCGUCUCGCAAGAGGACCUCAUGUCACCUGGAACAAGAGCAUUAACCCUGAACCCUGGAAUCAGCUCAGUCCAAACUACCAGUACAAGUUUGUGGCCAUUAACACAGACUACAAAAACCUGAAGAAGGAAGGACCAGACUUCUGAGUGAUUCACGGCUGUCUGCUCAACUUUCUCAUACAGAGACUGAAACUUCAUCACAACUCUAGAAUCAUGAAAAAAUGUAAAUAAUAAAAAUGAUUAAAAAAAAAAAAAAAAGAUAAUAAAAACUAUAUGAUGUUAAAAUAUUUGCAAUAAACAAUCUUUUUAUUACUUUGGUAUUUAAAAAAUAAAAUUUAAAAAAUUGCAUAUCUCAACAAAAUAUACGGUGAUAAAAGUGAUCAUUAGGAAAAAAAGUUUUCAAACUUAUGUCAAGGACCCCCAGUUAUGUAGAUGCCCUUGUGAGGUAUAACAAGUAUAAGUAUAAAAACCCAUUUAUUGUGUGAGGAAAAUAAUUAUAGUAUUAAAAAGACAACAUGUCUUUACAUCAAAUUAUUUGCUAAAUAAAUAUAAUUAGCUUUUACAUUUUUUUUUAAACUUUUUUUUUUGCUUUUGUUUAGUUUAACCCUAUAAAGCCUGAUAUAUGACAUAAUAAUAAUAAUACAUUUAAUAUGUGAUUUUUUUGGUAUCAUAUUUGAUACAUCGGGCUUUAAAGGCCAUUAUCCUUCUGAGACCCAGAAAAUAAUUUUGGUUUAGGACUUUUGUUAUUUAAGUUUUUCUUAGCCCAUACAUACCACAGCUGUAAAUCUUGGUGUAAGAGGACUCUGGGCUUUUUAGAGAUACCAAAUGUUUGGGUCUUUGGCCAUGACAACUUCCUGUCCAUGGUCUUUAAAAAAUUAUGACAUUACAAUUCAGCACAUUAAAUAGAAAAAUGAAUCAAAUGUUAAAAUAUAUAAAAAUAUACUUUUUAUUUAUUUACAUAUUUUGCUGGGUCUCAGGAGGUUAUAGAUAGAUGACAUCAUGAUAGCUUGUAAUGUAAAACAAAGAGAUCUUUAUAAUGACAGAGAAGGCUGCAUAUAUAAAAAUACAUAAAUAUAAUUUCACACUUUAAAUAAAGCUUAUAAAAAUUAUAUGUAUUUUCAAAGCUCUGUGUGUUUUUGUUUUGUUUUUUGUGGUGGGCAUGAAUGUAAUGGUGAUUGAAAGAUAUACCUCAAAAGCCUGUCGUAUCAUAUUUGAUUCAUGCAUUUUCAACACGAUUUGUCUAUAAAUGCACCAAAUAUGAAAGCACAUGUUGUUUCAAUUCAGUAAAUACUCAUUUUGAAAUAUGAGAAACUUCACUGUUACUUUAUCAAAAUCAGCAAAGAUUUCACAACAAACCCUUGGAAGUGUAUCCACUAUUAAAGUAAAGUUAUAUGGAUAAACCUGAAAAUCAAAGUUUUUUAAUGCACACAAUAUAAAAAAUAUUGUUCCAAAGCAGCUUUAGAGAGAACCUUCCUUAUAACCUUACAGUGUGCCUUUCAACCCUCGGUGAGAAAGCUAAAGGCGACAGUGUUGAGAAGAAACUCCCUAGUGAGAUACAACACAACUGCUGUCAAUAAAAUAAUCAAGACUGAUCUCAUGAUUUCCAAACAGUCUUUAGAAAGCAGAAUGAAACAAAAAUAAUCUCAAAUUUUGUAAAUGCUAACUUGGAAACCCUGGAAUAAAGUACUAGAAUUCAGUGUUUUUAAUUAAAAUAAAGCUCUAUAGAGGUUCAUCAAACUGUAGAGAUCACAUCUUGACCUCACUGCAGAGAGCAUGAGAAAGGGAAUACAGAGAUAAGCAGAUAUUUGUGUGUAGACAGCAAAAACUCAUGGGAAGAAGCUCCAACUCCCUUAGGACCGAAUGACCUAUGAAAUAUGAGUUGUGAUUAUUUGUAGUGUUUGAACUGUGUCAGAGCCAUGGGGGGACGCCACAUUUGAAAGCGAACUAGGGGUUGAAAAAUGGGUGUGUACACAGUAUAUGCUGUGUAAUGUAAAAUGCACAGUAUGCAAUGUAUAAUUGUAUAUGUAACAUAUACAACCUUAUUUUAACACUUUUCAAUGGACAAUAAU